Protopolystoma xenopodis is the source of this 435-nucleotide messenger RNA. The record is from the annotation of a GenBank genome assembly. Lineage: Eukaryota; Metazoa; Platyhelminthes; Monogenea; Polystomatidea; Polystomatidae.
AUGUUAUUACAAUCACAAUACGCUUUUUUCAUUUAUGUCGCACCACAGGUGGCUAUGUGUGUGAUGAACCCAUUUGGGGAUGAUGAUGAGGACUUUUGCACUUCUCGAAUGCUGGAUUACAAUCUGGACAUCUCGAUGCGGUCAGCUGGUGCCUUUCCUAGUAUGUACCCCAGCAGACUUCGGCCUAUUCUUCUGCAGCGGCGUCGCAUCCGCAACUCUGAGGAAGAGUCAGACGGCUCUCAAGACCCGACAUUACUGGAAAGAUACAGAGCGGACGGGCAGAAGAGAAGGCAGAGAAAAGUCAGAGCAGAGAAAGCGAGGGUAUCAGAAGAUUCCACAAUGCGGGAUGACUUCGGGGGGGAUUAUGUACUGAAGAGCAGAUCGUCUGAGGAAGGUGGAAAGCGAAAAAGCUUCAGACGAAGAUCAGGUAGCUGA